Trifolium pratense (red clover) is the source of this 1217-nucleotide messenger RNA. RefSeq names its product NAC domain-containing protein 86. Lineage: Eukaryota; Viridiplantae; Streptophyta; Magnoliopsida; Fabales; Fabaceae. Gene Ontology annotation, biological process: regulation of DNA-templated transcription. The coding region runs from base 104 to 829 and encodes 241 amino acids. The transcript has 3 exons. Gene Ontology annotation, molecular function: DNA binding. The record is from RefSeq and is a predicted model, not a curated record.
AACUUUGGUUCUUUUUUGUGUGUAUUUAUAAUCAAUGAUGGUUGUGAUGAGUGAAAACACUUUUACAGAAACUAGAACAAAGAGUUGAAAGAAAAUUAUUAUUAUGUCACCAGUUGGAUUACCACCAGGUUUCAGGUUUCAUCCAACUGAUGAAGAGCUUGUCAAUUAUUAUCUAAAGAGGAAAAUCAAUGGUCAAGAAAUUGAACUUGAUAUCAUUCCUGAAGUUGAUCUUUACAAAUGUGAACCUUGGGAAUUAGCAGAGAAAUCAUUUUUACCAAGUAGAGAUCCAGAGUGGUACUUUUUCGGACCGCGGGACAGAAAAUACCCUAAUGGAUUCAGAACAAAUAGAGCAACUAGAGCAGGAUAUUGGAAAUCUACUGGAAAAGACAGAAGAGUUUCAUCCCAAAGUAGACCUAUUGGUAUGAAGAAGACUUUGGUUUACUAUAGAGGCAGAGCUCCUCAAGGAAUUAGAACUGAUUGGGUCAUGCAUGAGUAUCGUCUUGAUGAUAAAGAGUGUGAGGACAACUCUGGAGGAUUACAGGAUACUUACGCAUUGUGUCGCGUGUUCAAGAAAAAUGGAAUCUGUUCUGAUAUGGAAGAGCAACAAGCGCAAUGUAGUAUGUCGUCGCUAAUCGAAUGUUCUCAAACCAUAAUCAACGAGUGUGAAACGAUGUCUCCGGACAUACUAGGAGCAUCAUCUUCAUGCUUAGAAGAGGAAGACAAAGAUGAUUCAUGGAUGCAAUUCAUUACAGAAGAUGCAUGGUAUUCUUCUAAUGCAGCAACAAUGGUUGGUUGUGAAGAAGUUUCACAUGCUACAUUUACAAACUAAUAUUUUCAAGACUUCAUGGAAAUCAAGAUUGGUGCAUGGUGAAUAAUUUGAAAGCUGGAAUAUAUAAUAUAAUUAAAUAUACAUUUCAUCAUAUAUAUAAUAAAAUAUUUAUACACCUUUACCAUAACUGUUAGUAGGAGAUUUAACUUUUUGUUUUUUUUUUCUUCUGAUUAUUAUACUUAUAAUUGGUGAUUAUGGCUUGGUUUGGUUGGUGGACUUGUUUAGGGUCAUAUUAUAAGGCAUUGGUUUUUAUAUAUGCAUUUUUGUACUAAACCUCUAUCUUGAGGUAUAUUUUGGUGUUACUUAAUUGUGGAAUAAUGAUAAAUAACAAAAGUGUUAUAUUAGUCUCAUUGUAUUUCUCUUUUGAGAAAGGAAUUAUAUAUAACAA